Molecule: messenger RNA, 6718 nt
Organism: Hermetia illucens (black soldier fly)
Lineage: Eukaryota; Metazoa; Arthropoda; Insecta; Diptera; Stratiomyidae
Gene: jvl
Product: serine-rich adhesin for platelets
Exons: 9
Coding region: 1269-4796 (1175 amino acids)
Source: RefSeq, a predicted model, not a curated record
CUUCAGCAAUCUGACGUCCACGGCAGCUCACUAUCUGUAUUUUCUAGCAACAUUAUGAGUCAGACACGCAUCGUUCGAUCGAAUGGUGUAGCUAAAAUUAUUUCUCUUCGGUGCUUCGUUAUUGCUGUAAACCCGGAGUGUAUUCCGCGGAUGGAGUUGGCUUCAUGUUGCUAGGUUCCGCCACAAAACGAGUUCGGGUUUCGCGGGCGACCAAACAACAAACUUGUUUAGUUUCUGUCAAGAAGACGUCGGUUUCGGUGUCAUUUGGGCGUCUUACGCUUUCGCGACGGACAGCCGGACAAGUUGGACGGGAUCUUCUUUCGAUUUCUUUUAGGAAAUUCAGAAAGUCUAGUGCGGCAGAAUAAGAGUUUCUCGUCUAGAAAGAAAGCCCACUGGGCAGUGUGUAUCGGUUCAUGGUCUUUACUCUGCGCAAUAACCUUCUUCAGUUUUAAUUUAUUGGGCCUGAAAAGUUUCUCUUACUUCGCACGCCUGGUUUUUGGCUAUUUUCUAAUUUUGUACUGUGCGAUUUUGAGGUAAAAAUUGCUUACUUGUAACUACAAGAUUCAUUUCUUGCUGAAAAAAGUUGAAAAAAAAAUGUUUUGCGGUCUCACGAAUGCGGUUUUUGAUGGCAACGGGGUGAUGGCCUGCGGAGGAGUUCUCUUACUGUUCUGAUUUUGGCAACAAAGAUUUUGCAAUCGGUCUCCGGAUGAAAGUGAUGCCGCGGUAGAAGUGUCGGUUUGAAGCUUUAGUUUUUAUUUUCCCAAUUUUCCUAAAGAUUUUUAACAUCGAUGUUUUUCUGCUUUUAAUUGUGAGACCAAGACGUGGGUGGAUGACGCGAUUUUUUUGGCUUUUGUUGUUACCUGUGCCGCGACAGUAAUGGCAGUUGCGAUAAAACACUGCCUGAUAUGGGUAAUUGGUGGAUAAGAGACGGUGACGCGAUCAUGGAUAGUGUUAUCUUAUAAUGAUGUACAUGGAAGCCAUAUGGGAUGGAUGAUUUACGAUACGUUACCCUCAGUGUUGGUUCGUGAUUUAUUGUGAGAUUUGUGGGAAGUACAAAUCUACUUUUAAUAGUGUUCAACUAGAAAUUCGCGAAUGAAAAUUUUUAAAUAUCAAUAAAUCAAAGUGGAUUCACUCACUUUAUUGAAUUUUUUACCAUGGUGAUUUAGACAAGUGGAUAGUCCGAUUUGUUUUAUGUUGCCUGUCUCUGCUGCACUCACCUUUAAUUCACUUUUUGGAUUACGUGGAAAAAGGAUUCUCUCUAUUGUUGCAUGGAAAAUAGUGAUAUUAUUGGAAUUGGGGCACGACCCGGAAUGGAGUGUAUGCCGUUAAGAGCUCCACCCGGUCCUUAUCAUUAUCACCACGUCGCAGACCAAACCAAAUCAUUGCAGGAGUUGCAGAAUGAGGUCGGUGCCUUAUUGGAAUUCCGUGAUUUGGUUAUUGAAACAUUCCCCGAUCUUAAACAUAAGAUGGCAUCGAUGUCAACAACAAAUACUCUUACUGGAAUGGCAUCUGGAUCAUCAUUGGUGUCAAGACGCGAAUGGGAGCCAGGGAUACGUGUAAAGCGGAAAUUAGGACAAAAAGAAACUGCUGAAAUGUCUUCGUCUCUGAUACGAAGUCGUAGUAAUUCCCAUAGUGGUAAGAAAGAACCAAAGAGCGGCGAAGGAAAUGGAAGUGUUGUACAGGAUUCUGGUUUCUCAACGGAAACCAGUUCGUCAAAGGAAGCGCAUAGCGCAUCUUCAACGACGGGUGCUAUGCAGGGAGCUGUUGCAUCAAAUCGCCUGCCAAUCGAUUCUGAUGAUGAACUAUUAAAUCUGCUGGAUGUGAUUCAUCGUAAAAGUAAUCGACUUCGAGAUGAAGUCGAGCAUUUGCAAAACUUAGAACGCGAUAAAUUUAGGAAAACUACAAAUAAUCUAAAUUUAAAUAGUAGUAAUAUUAAUAGUAAUUCUAGUAAUAACAAUAACAACAGUAAUAGCAGUAAUAGUACGAGUACUUGUCUAAUUAAAACAUUUCACGACCAUGUGGCUCGCUUGAGUAAAGAAGAUAUUCAAUUGCUACGAAAGGAACGUGAUCGAUUAUUGGACAAAUUAGCAGAAAUGGAGGCGGAAACAUUAACGGAAAGAAUUAAAUCAACGAAAAUACAAGAUCAAUUUGAAGAGCUGUGCUCCGUUAAGAAAGAACUUGAGGAACAAUUGAAAUUAGCGCUUAGCCAAAAGCUUGAACUGCAUUCACGGUUGCAGGAAUUGCAUAAAGUCUAUCCGACCAAUAAAAAUUUGGCGAGUUCUACGGACUCACCAAAUCAUCGACAAAAUCCUGGAUCUGUGAUGCAAUUAGCUAAUACUGCUACUACCGGGAGCCGUAUUUCCACACGCGCAUAUAGUCCGCCUGCUGCAAGUACAUUUACGCCCGUUCAACUUCUGCAUCAGCUAUCAACAUCACCAGUGACAACCGCUGAUUUAGAUAGCAAUAGCUGCAGUACCACUCCAAAUAGCAAAGCUGCUUUUUAUCCAUUCCAUCAUCAUAGUGAUUAUAAUAAACAAGUUAAAAAUGACUUAAACAACUUGGGUCGUUUGGAUGGACUUGUAAGUUCACCAAAUCGUGUGAAAGUUCGCGUUACCGAUUCAAAAAAAGUUGCUGCCAUAUUGUUAGAAACAAAUGUUUUGGAAUUGCAAAGGCAUUUGUUGACAUUAACCGUUCAAAAUCAGGUUUUAAAUCAGAGACUGGAACAAGCUACUAAAUCAAGGCUUACCCUUUUAGAAAAGUUAGGCAAAUCGAAGGAGGAAAUUGACGAUAUGAGAUUUCAGCUUGAAGAAAAGGACAUCGAGCUGGAAGGUACAAAAGCACAACUUCGUGUCUUGGAAGCUAAGACUGCAUCAUCAAAAUCAGAUUACAGCACGGAAACAAAUCGUUCCUCUUCAACAAUGAUUAUAUCGCCACGAGGCGAUUCACCACCAAUAACGCCUACUCAGAUUUCUACGCCCAGUAUGAAAGCAAUGACUCCAUUAGCUAUGGAGGAAAUUCAACAGCACAGCAGUAGCACUGAAUCGGCUCAAGAUCAAACUGAACGUGAUUCACGUUUGGGCCCGGACACGCCUAAGCGACGUCCAAGUAAAAUACCCCUUCCAGGAACUAAAGGAUAUUUAGCACCAAAACCUCCAACUGGGCGAACGUUUGUUCCCCAGCAGAGGAGUCCUUCAUCCUCUGCUGGUUCUGUGUCAAAUAAGAGUUUAAGUCGUAGUACGGGCAGUCUAUACGGAAAAUCUGGACCGCCAUCGGUCAAUAAGCGUGAAUCCUACUCGUCCAGCCUGAAUAGGCCUGACUCUGCUCAAAGUUUACGAAAAGAUGCUUCAUUAGGAACAAGCCCGGCAAGUCGAAGUUCGACUUCGUCGAUUCCAAUAUCAUCUAAAUCAACACCGUCCCCGCAGCGUAUCAGUAACUCUCCGUUGCCUCGUCCCAAACGGGAUUCACUCACAUCACGUGCCCGCCACUUAGACUCGCUAUCACGCCUUCAUACAUCCAAUACAUCAACGAAUGGCUACAACAGCCAAUCAAAUAGCAAUUCUAGUAAUACAAUGAAUAGCAAUAAUAGUACGAUAACCACUCUGACUGCAACUACAACAAUAACAACUACCGGUUCAGUAACCAAUUUACACAAGGCUAGUUCAAAAAAAGACUUAAGCUCUAGCUUCACGCAGGGACAAUUGCGUGAUCGCAAUAAGGGUGCAGUAUCAGUGCGUCGCGUUAGUAGUGCGUCGAUUGGACGUAAUGCGACAGCAGCAGCGGCCGCUGUUGAUUUGCAACAACAAAGUGAUUCGGAUAGUGGAAAGAUAUUACGAAAAACGGUGAGCUACGACAUACAAGAAUUAAAUCGAUUAAGCAGAUCAUCAUCCUUCUAUGGUCCGUCCUAUAGCACUUCUUCCUCUACUACUUCUACCUCUUCAACACGAAACACACCAGCGACAGCAACUAUAUCAACAUCCUCAUCAACUCCUUCAUCACCUAUGAGAAGCUCUUUUAAUUUCACCAACAAUUCAAAUCGUAGUCGGAAUUACACUGCUCGCGAUUUAAUUCGUGAAUUUAUGGCAAAGAACUGUUCGCCUCCGGCCAUUCUAAAACCAUCAUAUCAACCAUAUGAAUGUCCUAAAGAUUUGGAAUUAGCCUACCAACAUCCUCAGUUGCUGCGUGUUGACCAGAAAGUGGACCAGGACAUUGAUUUGCCUAGUAGUAGUAGCAGUACUAACAUUGAGCGAUACCAGCAAGAAGAAGAAAAAUUCGAUACAGAAUUAUAUCUUAAUCAAGAUGCUAAUGUAGAAAUUUCACAAAACGCGAGGGCUUGUAAAAAUAUUGACAAUCCUAGAAUGAAUAACAACACUCCCUCUUGUAAGUUAGUGGGUAAUGUAGCUGAAAAUCUUGUGAAAACAUGGGAGCGAAUUAACUCAAACUAUUGUAUUGAAAAUACUCAGCGACCAUUUAAAAGUGGGGCUACCAAAAGGGACUUAGUUUUGGCAAGAUCUGUUUCAAAUAAUAGUGAUGAGAGUGAGCCCAUGAUUUACUAUCAGCAGGUCGAUGAGAACAAGGCGAGUUUUCAUGUUAACAAAGUUGUCUACUUGGAAGAUGAGGAGACAUCCGAUAAUUUCUAUGAUAGUAUUGAUGAUGCCAAAAAUUAUGAGAGUGAAACUGAUGAUGACGAUAAUAUCAUUUCGAUGUAUCAAGACGAUGCCGGGGAAGAACUUGCUAACGUUGAGUCCUAUGAAAGGAGACGGCAGCAAUGGUCUUUUGAUAGUGAACUGAAAAUCUGAGCGACGUUAUGAAUACCUUUUACGUAGGUUUGGGCAGGGUCUAGCUUGUUCAUUUACCAAAGUCCUAACAAACAUGUUGAUAACGGAGGAGCAAUGCCUAUUUAGAACUCUCUGAUUUAAAUUUUUUGGGCACAUUAGACUGGGUUUUAAACCAAACAUUAUUACUCGACAGUUAGUUUCGUACAGCAGAAAAGAUAAGUUAAUAGAAUUGUAAGUCCCAUCUGAAAUAUGAUGAAUAGUUUUCACUUAUACUUCAUACGAUACAUCAAUUUCGGCAUCUCGCAAGUAUCCCUUUCCAAGCAAUAUCUUCUUCUAUAUAACUAGUGAAACAGUUGAAAGAAUUGAAAUGACUUUACCUUAAUUUUAAAGCAUGUUAGUCUAGAAACGCGCAUGGAUCUAGUAUGUAACAUUGGAAUAUAUCCAUCGAAUGAUAAUGGUUUGAUUCUGUUUCGCCUUUCUCUUUAUAUUAAGUUCUUCUUCGAAUUGAAACUUUCCAGGGAAAAAAUUGAGUUUUGAAUCACAGUUUCCAUCCAUCUCUUAUUUAAUUUUCCUCCGUUCGAUCGAAUUUAAAGUGUGUCAGAAAAGUGGUGCACAUGGAAAAUUUGAACUUUGAAGAGUUGUUAUAAAUAGCACCGGCUAUUAUUUGAUGUUGACGAUUCGGGCGUUUUUUUUAGAUAUUUGUGAUGUUCAGUUUUUAAAGUUUAUUUAUUUUCAAAAUUAAUAAUUCUCAAGGACGUCUAGCGAAUAGGUUUUGCGACUCUAGAGAAUCCAAGGCUUGGGUUUGAAAAUUCUGUAGUCUUUCCACAAAUUACCACCUUUGGUUUUUUACUAACUUUUCUGCUCAAUAUCUAAGAUGUCGACGAACUUUAUAUUAUUCUCAAAGUAUGUCCCAAGUAUUCUGCAUUCUUUCUUUGAUUGUUUCCACAAUCAACGGUGGAUUGUGGUAGUAAACUUAAGCUAAACAUGAAAUUCACAUCAGCAAAUAACAUUCAACGAUGCUUUAUAAGAGAAAAUAUGAUUACUGCGAGCGAUUGCUUUAGAUAAUUUACAGUAAAUAAAUUCAUGAUCAGCCUUCAGAGAUGCAAAAUUGUGAGCUUUUCGAUAAUGCACGAAAAAUUACUUAACAUUAUUUACUGCAAUUCUACAAAUUACUCAAUCCGAAUUUGUAGAAAUUACUUCUUAUUUGAAUAGUCUACAUCACAUUUAAAGCGGUAAAAAUCAAUAUGUGUGAUUGAAAUAAUAUAAUAUAAAAUAAAAUUAUACAAAUGUCCACGUUGAUAAAUCAUUAUUACUGCUAUUGUUACUGCUACAAAUAUGAAUAUAUACCACACAUUCAAAUUUAAAUAACUACUAUAUUAUUAUAUAUUGCAAGUAUAUAAUCAAGAAUAUAGAUGAACAUUUAAAAGAAUUGAAAAUACAAUUUUUACACUAUUACAUAAAAUAAUCUAAAAUCUAGAUGCGUUGUAAGUAAUAUUUUGUAUUUAAAUUAUAAAGAAACAUGAAAAUGAUGAAAAUCAGGAGCAAAACAAAAAACAUUAUACAAUGAUAGCCAGAAAGAAUAUAAAUAAUACCGCAACACUAUUCUAUUCUUAUUAUUUUGUACUUUAUAUCUAAAAUGCUUUAUAUGAAACUAGUAUUAAAGAUACACAUCAUAAAUAUGAUCUUUUAAUCGAGAAAAAAAGUGAAGAAAUAAUAAUAUAACUAUGCAGUGUAAGAGAUAAUUCUUAAUUCUUGUGUAGGGCGCUAUAUUAUAAAUUAAAGUGAAUGAUGAAAGAUAUGCGUUGAGAUAUAUUGGUUAUGUAAAAUAUAGAAUUUUAAGCUAUUAUUUUCGACAAGAGUGAUGAUGAUAUGUAAAUACAAAUGAAAACAAAAUGAAAGAGUAAUUGAAAAUAAAAGGAAAAGAAAACAUUAUUCAAUUAUAA